CAAGGUUGAAGAAUAGAAGUUAGGGCCAAAAUUUGUGUAUACUACUUUGUAUUAUUCGAUCCCCAUACCCUUGAUUUGAGUCCUCGGGAAGCUUAAGUAGGUACUUGGCUGACCAUAAAGAAAGCUUCAUAUUUUGUUUGGAGCGAAUUAUUUCAUGAUUAUUUACCCGUCUGAAAUAUUAUUAUACUAAACCCAACUACCUGUUCCCGAAAUGCCCUUCCUAUCAACACCCCUGACACUCGCAGCCACAGGUGGCAUCUUGGGAUCCGCAUGGAUAUCAGGCAAUAUCACUGCGCUGUCGAUCUGUGCCGUACCGGCAGUCCUCCAUAGUGGGACUACAGCAGAGGGUCUUCUAAGGGGAUGGUAUCUACAGUUCACUAGAGGAAUGUACUACCUGCCAACGAAGGGUGCGGCAAUUGCGCUGAACUACUUCUACCUAGCCUCCCGGCAUCAUAAGCGUGGGCUUGAAUGGAGGGGGUAUGCGGCCGGGGCACUGUCGAAUUUAUUGCUCAUCCCCUUCACGGUGAUCUUCAUCGGCAGGAUCAAUAGCAAGAUGAUCACGGCUAACUCGGGCACGGGCAAGCAGCUGAGUCAAGAGGCUGUCCGACAUCUGAUUGAUUUAUGGGGAAAGUUGAAUGGUGUUCGAAUCUUUAUGCCGCUGGUUGGGGCUGCUCUGGGGUUAUGGAAUCUCCUACAGUGAUUACGGGAGCUUCCGAUAUGGCAGAAGGAAAAGACCAAAGCGAGAGGUAGGAAGCUAUGAUCACUCUGUACUUUAUAUUAUAAUAUUAAAUAGGCCACAGUGAUAGGGGGAAUUUGGGUUAUAUCGUCG
Daldinia decipiens is the source of this 829-nucleotide messenger RNA. RefSeq lists its product as uncharacterized. The coding region runs from base 212 to 700 and encodes 162 amino acids. The record is from RefSeq and is a predicted model, not a curated record. The transcript has 2 exons. Lineage: Eukaryota; Fungi; Ascomycota; Sordariomycetes; Xylariales; Hypoxylaceae.